AUGGCAAUAAUUGAUUUGAAGUUUUGUCCAUCUUCUAAUAAGCUAAUAAAAAAUAAACUAUUAUUAAAUUACCUAAAAAAUAUAAAUGCUCUUAAGCAGAAAAUUACAUUGUCUUGUAAAACUGCUAUAUUAACAGAGAUUUAUGGAUCUUAUGUAAUAACCAAGGCUAUAUUGGGCUUAGUUUAUGCAGAAUAUUAUGCUGAAAUUUAUCUUGAUGAUAAAGAAGUUGAUAAAAUUGAUGAUGGAAGUAAUACAGAGUCAGAAAAACAAUUAAAUAAAUUAAUCGAAAAAUUAGUUAAAACUUUUGAAAAAUUUGAUCAUACAACAGAAUCAUUUAGUGCUGAAAAGUACCCUACAAUAUCAAUCAUAUAUUCCAUUAUUGAACUCCUGAAAUUCAAAUUCGCAGUAGAUCCAAAUCUUCUCUUGGUUGAUGAUGAUUAUAAUCUAAAUAAUGAAUAUGAAUUGGAUAUAAACAGUGAUAGUGAAGAUGAAAAAAAUUAUACUCAAAAUAUCCUUAACAUUCAAUCAACAAUUGCUCAAGGAACUUCAAUGUUCACUGGCUUUAUAGCAACUUUAUUAGAUCCAAGGCUCAAAAAAAUGCACCCUUGGUCUGAAGAACUACAGAAAGAAACAAUUAGAAUAUGCUGUGAAAAAU
Molecule: messenger RNA, 655 nt
Organism: Cetraspora pellucida
Lineage: Eukaryota; Fungi; Glomeromycota; Glomeromycetes; Diversisporales; Gigasporaceae
Source: the annotation of a GenBank genome assembly